Messenger RNA from Aphidius gifuensis, 1299 nucleotides. Its product is annotated as zinc finger protein 225-like. The transcript is spliced from 2 exons. Gene Ontology annotation, biological process: regulation of transcription by RNA polymerase II. The record is from RefSeq and is a predicted model, not a curated record. The coding region runs from base 1 to 1299 and encodes 432 amino acids. Gene Ontology annotation, cellular component: nucleus. Gene Ontology annotation, molecular function: DNA-binding transcription factor activity, RNA polymerase II-specific; sequence-specific DNA binding. NCBI's taxonomy places the organism in Eukaryota, Metazoa, Arthropoda, Insecta, Hymenoptera, Braconidae.
AUGUUAGAUGAACCAACAAUAAUAGAAACAGAUGAGGAUGGUGAACUGUUUAAUAAAGCCAUGUCUGUUGAAGUCAAUGAUUUGUAUGAAUGUUCACACUGUGAAUUAUUAUUUCCAACUGAAAUAAUUACCAAAGAGCAUGAACUCACUGUUCAUCAUAAGAAAAAUACAAAUGAACUCCCAUGCAAUGUUUGUUGCUUUAAAACCAACACUGAGUCAUCAUUGUAUCAAGAUGAUGAUGAAACAACAUUAACAGAAGUUUCAAUAAUUAACGACAAUCCAGAAAAUCCAUCUCAAUCACCAAAUUUAAUUUUAACUGAAAGUGAACAAAAUAUUUUAAAAGAACAUCUUGCCAAUAAUAGAAUAAUAAAUGAAUUAGAUUUUAAAUGUGGCUAUUGUAAGAAUAGAUAUGAAGAUAAAAUGGAUCUUGUUAAACAUUUUGAAUCAUGUACUACUGUUGAAUGUCAAGGUCAAGUACAAUGUCGACUAUGUUAUUACACUGAUUUAAUUACAAGAAGAAUUCAUGCACAUUAUUAUAAUUCACAUUCAACUAAUUACUUCACAUGUAAUUAUUGUAAUAUAAAAUUUUUAAUGCUCAGUGAGCUACUUGAUCACAAAAAAUAUAAUCAUUCAAAUGAAUUAAAACUACUUGAAUGUGAUAUAUGUAAUAAAAAAUUUACUUGUCAAAAAAGUUUAGAUAUUCAUACGUUUUUUCAUAAAUAUGAAUCAUCGGUUUUUGCUGGAUUUAAUGAAAAAAAAUUAUUUACAACUAUUGAUUCUAAGGCUAGUAAUGAAACUAAAGUUAAUAAAAUUCAUAUAUGCUUAGAGUGUAAUAAACAAUUUAAAAAUAAUGAAGAUUUACUUGAACAUAUUAAUGAUAAACAUGAUGAAAAUACACCUUACAUUAAGGAAUAUCCAUGUAACGAGUUUGAUUCAGAGAAUGAAUCAAAAUCAUGUAAAACAUUUGAUUGUAAAAAUUUAACAAAAAAAAGUUACAAAGAACAUUCAGCUAAAUCAUCAAGUUCUUAUUUUCAUUGUGAUGUUUGUAAAUUAAGUUUUAAAUUUGAGCAAAUGUUUAGAAAACAUGUAGAAACUGCGCACAAUGAUAUUACAUAUCUUAAUAAAAAAAUUUAUAAAUGUAGUGAAUGUUCAUUGAAGACAAUUGAAAGAAGUGUUCUUAUAAAACACAUGAGAAGACACUCGAUCACUUUUGAGACAGCAUCUACUAUAAUACCAAAAGCUACAUAUUCAAAAAACAUAAUUACUAAGGAUUCAAAAUCAUCAUCUAAAACAACAUAG